Messenger RNA from Coturnix japonica (Japanese quail), 1039 nucleotides. The record is from RefSeq and is a predicted model, not a curated record. NCBI's taxonomy places the organism in Eukaryota, Metazoa, Chordata, Aves, Galliformes, Phasianidae.
CUCUUUCACUUUAAUACACUCUUCUUGUGUUUCAGCUAUGGAUGAUAUUCUGACAUUGGGAAGCUCUCUGUUGCUGUGGAUGUGUUACAGGUGGAGUGAAUUUCUGUUUGAUAAUGCAUUAGGACGUCACAUGUGAGGAAUGUCUCACAUCCUCCCGAUUGCCCAAGAAAGAACAUAAAAGCACUCACAGUGCUGGGCUGCUCCAACUGACUCUCAUUUCUGCUCUGUGCUGAAGAGAGAUCCAUCUCCAUUCCUAGACGAUGUCUUGCUACAGAGAGAUGAUCAGCUCCCGCUGCCUGCAGCCCUGUGAGGUGACCUGCCCACAGCCCUAUGCAGAAGCCUGCAACCAGCCCUGUGUCACCUCCUGUGGGGACUCCCGUGCUGUCGUCUACCCCCCACCUGUGGUCAUCACCUUCCCAGGCCCCAUCCUCAGCUCCUGCCCUCAGGAGAGCAUCGUGGGCAGCUCAGCACCAGCCGGCAUCGGGAGCUCGUUUGGAUACGGGAGCUCAUUUGGAUAUGGGAGCUCUCAGGGUUCCAUGGGCUCCUAUGGCUCUAGGAGCCUGAACAAAUAUGGGAGGUCCUUUUCUUCCUAUGGGUACGGUGGUUAUGGUGCUGGGAGCUGCAGACCGUGUUAAGUGCACAGUGAAUAAAGGAAAAGAAGCCAUCACCCAACACAGAGGAAGAUGCAUCUCUGCAGAUUCUGGUGGUGGUGUGGCUUCCCUGGGGCAUGAACUGUACAUCUCUCAAUACUACACUUGCAUGCGAUUGUCAGGCUAAUGAUUUAAUUUAGUUCUCUGAUUAUUUUCUCUGGUGACUCCACAAAAUAACAUCCUAGUUAUAUCAAAGAUCUUUACUUGUUGAAAGCUGGGCAAGAUUGUGUCAAUCAUCCCCUGCUAUUAAAAAGUAAUGUGUGUGGAAUGCAGAGCCCUGGAGCAAUUCUUUGCCUUCAGACUUUAUUAAGAACCUGACAAUAUAUCACCUGUAUUUUUGUUGUUCUUUGUCCAUCUUCUUAUUCUCUCAUUAAAUUUUCUGCAUCAAA